Perkinsus marinus ATCC 50983 is the source of this 960-nucleotide messenger RNA. RefSeq lists its product as hypothetical. Gene Ontology annotation, molecular function: protein binding. NCBI's taxonomy places the organism in Eukaryota, Perkinsozoa, Perkinsida, Perkinsidae. The transcript has 8 exons. The coding region runs from base 1 to 960 and encodes 319 amino acids. The record is from RefSeq and is a predicted model, not a curated record.
AUGUCUGGCUCCUGCAUAGCAUUGCAGUUGGAAGAGGCAGAGGCACUGAGAUCUGUCUAUGGAGGCGAAGAUGGAUUCAUGUGGUUACACGAGCCUGAUGGGGACGAUGAUAUAGCAGAGCCUGCAUACGCAGUGACAGUGCGCAGGGACGGCCCAAUGGAGUGUUCAGUGACGAUGAUGUUCACACUACCACCUGAGUACCCCUUGAAUGAGUAUGCUGUGCCGGAGAUAGUAGCAGUUGAGGGUUCGGAGUCGGUGCAGAGGAAACUGCGUAAAAUUGAAGAUGCAGUGGCUACCAGUGUGCGACAGCAGUUGAAGAGCGGCUAUGAUUUCCCAAUCCUCGCAUCUCUGGGGCCACCAUUGACCGAUCUCCUCGCUCAUUUUGAGGAGGAGUGGAUCGGUAUGGAGAUUGAACGCGAGAAGGAAGAGGCAGCAGAGGAAAUGGACAACUACGCCUGGGCCACUCACCUAGCCAUCCCGGCACAGAAGUACGAGCAGAGACAUGGCCCUCCUGUACUUGGUCGUAGGAUGAUAUACUCUCAUCACAUAUGGAGCCCUACUAAACGGAAAUAUAUCCUAGAGUGGGCCAGGGCACUCCGUCUCGGCGGUAUGUCGAAACUGGGAUAUCCCGGCUGUAUUCUCAUCGAGGGCGAUGAACGUGACUGCGCUGAGUUUGUCAAUCUUGUGACCAGGCUACGGUGGAAGUAUAUCGGGGUACGAGGAGAAGAGCAGGUGCCUGUGCUUCCUGGGAAGUGCUUGGACGAUAUGCGGGCGUUACCUCUAUCAUUCACGGAGUACGGUUGGGAUGAUAUGGACAAGGUCGCGGCUCGGUGUAGGGAGGCUGGUCUUGAGGAACUGUUCCUGACGUGUAUGAAGAUAUAUGGCGGUAAGAAGAGCAAGGAGAAGAAGCCACAGACGAAGUCGAAUGAUGAGAAGAAAAAGGAAAAGAAAAAGCGAUGA